Gossypium arboreum is the source of this 699-nucleotide messenger RNA. RefSeq names its product protein MAIN-LIKE 2-like. NCBI's taxonomy places the organism in Eukaryota, Viridiplantae, Streptophyta, Magnoliopsida, Malvales, Malvaceae. The record is from RefSeq and is a predicted model, not a curated record. Bases 1 to 699 code for a protein of 232 amino acids. The transcript is spliced from 3 exons.
AUGGGUCGAAGCAAAGUGUUAGAACCUUCUGUAGUAUGCCACAGACUGCUUGGACGGUCCCCUCGUGAUGGGGAACAAAAUUUCACAUGCUUGACAUUAGCAUGGUUGAGAGCAAAUUUUAAGCAGUUAUCGAGCACUGCCACUGAGCAGGAGGUGAUGUAUACUGCUCGAGCCUAUAUUAUGCAGCUGAUUGGGGGGAUACUUCUGCCGAACAACACAUCUAAUAGAGUCCACUUAAAGUACUUGCCUCUAUUGGAGGAUUUUUCUCGUGCCGGUAGUUACAGCUUGGGAUCUGCAGUGUUGGCUGCAUUAUACUAUGAGCUCUGUCAUGAAACAAAACAUGGGGUUAGUAAUAUGGCUGGUUGUCUGGGUCUACUGCAGUCUUGGGCUCUAUAUGGGAUGCCGUUUCUAGCGGCUAUUACGCACCAACCAUAUUUGUGGCCACUUAUAAAUAGAUGGGCGACAUCUCCGGGAAUUGGUGCGAGCGAGACAUUAAUCAUUUACCGUCAAAUGAUAGAGGCGUACGCCGGAGAGAAAUUCUUGUGGAUGCCGUAUUCUGCAUUAAACAUUGCAACCCUUAUUCCUCAGAGGGUUCACGCUGAAGCUCGUAUGUGGUGCAUUAACAUGCCGGUGCUCAACUUCUCAACCGUUGAGUGGUACAACAGUGAUCGAGUUAUGCAACAAUUUGGGUGUAACUAA